Messenger RNA from Acanthocheilonema viteae, 826 nucleotides. Lineage: Eukaryota; Metazoa; Nematoda; Chromadorea; Rhabditida; Onchocercidae. The record is from the annotation of a GenBank genome assembly.
AUGAAUGAUGAAAGUAUUUUCAAACUUGAAUGUUUUUUCUAUGGUUUUAUAUCGAUUACUAUAAUAUCACUAUUAUCUCUAAAUGGUCUCAUAUUUUUACCUAUCAUCAGAGGUGAAUGGCGAAACAGAUGGAUGCAAAUAUUUAUUGCUUUAGCUGUUGCAACAUUGAGCUCAGAUGCUUUACUUCAUAUUUUACCACAGGUAGUCGGUGUGCAUGAUCAUUUGCAUCACGAUCACGGUCAUCAGCAUCACCAUCACAAUCAUCUUCAACUAAAACACAAUCAUUCGGAUCAUCAUCAUUAUCAUCAUCACGAAAUGAAUUAUAAUCAUUUGGAUCAUCAUCAUCAUCAUCAUGAAAUGGAUCAUAACCAUACAGUUCGUAAUCAUGAAAUGGAUCAUAACCAUACGGAUCAUAAUCAUGAAAUGGAUCACAAUGGUUCUCAUCAUAGCCAACAUCAUUACCAUGAUGGUCGCAAGAAAUUUGAAGAUGAAAAAUUUGCUUCCGAAGAUCAUUCAAUGUUGCUGAAAAUGACAGCUGUAAUUGGAGCCGUUUACGUUCUGUACAUAUUAGAAUUCAUCAGUGCUUCACCGGAAGUUGCAAAAGUUGUGAAGACUUCCACUUUGUUGCAAGAGAAUUCGCCGAAUUAUGAAACUGGAAGUCGAAAGAGUAUUGAUAAUUGUCAUCGCGGUGUUAGCAACGGUAUUGCGGAUGAACCGGUAGUAAUGUGCGGCCUUAAAAGCACCGCAUUCGUGAUCAUUUUCGGUGACGCAAUUCAUAAUUUCAUCGAUGGAAUUGCUGUUGGCGCAAGUUUUGCUAUAUCAAAUC